Molecule: messenger RNA, 3533 nt
Organism: Xyrauchen texanus (razorback sucker)
Lineage: Eukaryota; Metazoa; Chordata; Actinopteri; Cypriniformes; Catostomidae
Product: beta-1-syntrophin-like
Exons: 7
Coding region: 125-1663 (512 amino acids)
Cellular component (GO): synapse; intracellular anatomical structure; dystrophin-associated glycoprotein complex
Molecular function (GO): structural molecule activity; protein binding
Source: RefSeq, a predicted model, not a curated record
UCACAGGGAAGCUAGUGAAGGGGCUGAAACUAUCCAACCUGAAACACAACUUUUUCCCUGAUCGGGUGUAAAGUCCUGUGCGUGUGUGUAUGAAAUCACAUGGCGUUUUAAGAAUGCUGCAAAGAUGGCGGUAGCGUCGGUGCUUUGUGGUAAAAGAGUGCAGAAAAGUACGUGUUUGGAGGUGCUGGUACGGGAGCGAUGGCACGCGGUGCUCGCGAAUUUAAGCGACGAGUUGUUGACGCUCACCUACGAGGAGUCCGCGGGAGACACGAGCGUCAACCUGAACGGCAUCACCACCAACGGCUCGUACGAGCUCGAGGAACCCACGAACAGUCCUAAAUCCGGAAUUAGGACUGCUUGCACGGAUUCACAAGUGCCCGAAGCGAUUGCGAACCGUAAAAGAUUUGUGAAAGUUAUCAAACAAGAGGUCGGGGGGCUUGGGAUCAGCAUCAAAGGUGGAAGGGAGAACAAGAUGCCUAUUCUUAUUAGUAAAAUAUUCAAGGGUCUGGCUGCCGAUCAGACUCAAGCGCUUUAUGUGGGAGACGCGAUACUGUCCGUGAACGGGAUCAAUCUGCGGGACGCCACGCACGACGAGGCGGUGCAGGUGCUAAAGAAAGCGGGCAGAGAAGUUGCGCUGGAAGUGAAGUAUAUGCGGGAAGCCACCCCAUAUGUGACAAAAGGGUCACCAGUGUCUGAGAUCAGCUGGGAGAUGCCCCCGCCUGAGUCUCCACGUCUCGGCAGUCCUCUCUCCGAUAUCCCCAGCUCCCCCUCUCUGUCCUUACAGGGUGACCGCAGAUACAUCUCCCUUAAAAUGUGCUAUGUUACUCGCAGUAUGACCACCCCUGACCCAGAAAACAGGCAGUUGGAGCUGCACUCCCCUGACGCUAAGCACACAAUAGUAAUGCGGUUUAAAGACACAGUAUCUGCUCAGACCUGGUUCACUCUCAUGCAAUCCACCAUCACAAACCUCACCAGCAAGGUCAUGGGCGAACUCCACGAACAUGGGAGUCAAGAGAUACGACAUCUCGGCUGGCUGGCAGAAAAGACGGAAAGUGAGAGGCAGUGCUGGAAGCCGGUGCUCAUGGUGUUGACUGAGAAAGACCUGCUGCUGUUUGACAGUUUGCCACGCAUGAGAGAACACUGGCUCAGCCCCUCACACACCUACCCUCUGCUCGCCACACGGCUAGUGCACUCUGGCCCAGAUAAGGGUUCACCGCAGCCUGGUGGUGAGUUAUCCUUUGCCACACGGACAGGAACCAGAUUGGGUAUAGAGGCGCACCUCUUCAGGGUAGAGACCUCCAAGGACCUUUCACUCUGGACCAGGCACAUAGUCACUGGCUGUCAUGCAUCUGCCGAGAUGAUUAAAGAAGUCACUACCAGCUGUAUGUAUCAGGGUCAGGACUGUCGGUUGGUCAUUCACUAUGAUCGAGGUUUCUCUGUGAUAGCAGACGGAGAGGACAACACUCUGGCCCAGCCUCUUUUUAGCUACCCAUUCGAAAAGCUGAAGAUGUCUGCUGAUGACGGCGUGCGGAUCCUCUAUUUGGACUUUGGAGGGAAAGAGGGUGAAAUUCAUCUGGACUUGCACUCCUGUCCUAAACCUAUUGUUUUUAUCCUCCACUCCUUCCUAUCUGCCAAGAUAGCAAGACUAGGAUUGGUAGCCUGAGAUCAAAUUUUAUAGACUGAAACAGUGACGUGACCAUUCCAGCAUGGAGAAAGGAGAUCCAGGACAUGGUGGAAUUCACAAGACUGAAAGAGGGCACUGAAGCAGAACUGAUGCUGUAGUAAAUCACGCCUCUUACUGAUUUUAAAUAACAUUUCAGUAAUGAUAAUCUUUAUGUAUUUUCAGAAAAAUUAUAGUGAAAUCAAAUUUCACAUACACUGAUUUUCUAAGAAAAAGGAUCAAACUAUACAAUGAACACUAACUUGUGUUUGGAACUAAAGUAAUACUGGAAGUAUUAUUUUAGAAUCCAAUACAUGCUACAUUUUUUGAUGGCAGCGUAUUCAGCACUUACAAUAAUAUUAACUUUAAUGUAACGUUUAGAGGGAAGGACCCAUCUGUAUGACAGCUGUCUGAGUAAUUAGAUCUGUCUGGGAGUUCACGUGGAUUAAAGAAAGGCUAGUUUUAAACACUGUUAAUGCACAUAAAAGUCAAACAGCCUGAAAACAGUUGUCUUGUUUUGUUUCUGGUGCUUUUACUUGGGAGAUUUGCUACACUGAUAGUUCAGCAGAAUAAACAAGGUCAUUCUAGAGCACUGGUCAUCAAAGAGACAUGUCAACAAACUGUCUGGUUUCACAAGGCCUUUGUGUCAAAAGGGGAAAUUGAGACAGGGUCAGCCCUCCCCUUCAGUAUCAGUGCUGUAUCUGCUUUCACUGGCAAAUGGAGUUUUGAUUACAUUUACAAGCAGUUUUCCUCUAGAAUUUUGCAUCCUGUAGGAACUUCUUAGCUUAAAGGGAUAGUUCACCCAAAACAUGAAUCUUCUCCUAAAUGAUUCAACAUUGCAUGACAUACAGGCAUGUACACAAGCACAUCUACUAUGGUUGAGGCUCAGAUUUGCACUCUAUGGCCUGUAGUCAUAUUUAGCUUCACUGUGCACAAACAAAAGCCUUUCAAUGUCAGUUUAUAAAUUAGAGCACUUGAGAGUUUCCAAGUUAACCAGCAAUUAGUGUGUCCAUUGUCGGGCACUGAGAGUUCCCAGAGCACUGCCUUUUUGUAGGGGCUAUGGAUUUGGGGACAGCAGGGCCCCAGUGGAACAGCCUUUGUCUGGUCUCUAAACUGUCAUUGCCACAUUUCAGCAGGCAUGUCCCAGGAAUGGAGGGAGCUGGGAAUAUGUUGAAUCACUCAAUUCAUGGAUUUUUAUUUAAUUUCCCCCCAAAGUCCACCUAUCUAAACAAUGAUCAUUAUGACAGUUUUUUUACCCCCUCACUGACCUCUAAAAUUAAAUUGGCUGUUUAAGCUGCGGUGACUUCAAGACUUUAUAAAUGCCCUCUUCGCAUGAAAAAUAAGGUUUAGGAAUUUUGUACUUUUGCUAUCACACUACAUUCCAUUUCUUCUAUUCAUAUGCAUUUGAAAAUGGAAGUUAGGAAACCCAAGCUUAUGCAAAGAAAUGUGCCAUUCCAUUGCUUGCCAAAGUUGAAGUUUGUGCUAUCUCUGACCUGUGAAAUCAUAUGACAUGAAGACGUGUGACCAAUAGAAGAUUAAAAUGGAGUUCUUAACAAAAGUUCGGGAGGACCAUGUUCAUUUAAUACAACCAAUCAACACUGGAACAAGUGUAUAUGAACUGCUGCUUACCUCUGUCCUGCGACAGAUCUUCCAGGAUCCCUCCACCAUCCCAACUCCCCCUUCAUGGCUAGUUACCACUAAAUCAGACAAGGAAGUCUGGAGGGUUCCUCGGGUCGAGUCUCGAGUUCAAGCCCUCCAUUAUGGACAGCGAGCCACAAAUGUUUUCCUUCUCUUCAUUUCAAAGAUUAUAUGAACAUGUGAACUCAUGAAAUGUGCUUUUGAUCUCUUGGCUUAAUACAAAGAAACAAUAUGA